CGAGGCGCUGAGAAGGACGAAGGGAGCAAAAAAAUGGCUCUUCACGGGUCGGGCGGUUCUUCGUUCCUGGUGCCUUGGGCAGCGGCCGUGCUCCUCGCUCUGGGCGCGGAAAGGGCCCUGGCGCUACCCGAGAUAUGCAUCCUGUGUCCAGAGAGUGUGCGAAAUUUGUCAGAAGUGACCCUUUAUUGUAAGCAGACACGAGGGCUAAUGCUGCACAACCGCUGCUGCCUGAAUCAAGAGGGCACCAUCGUGGGGCUGGAUCUCCAGAACUGUUCUCUGAAGGACCUUGGUCCAAAAUUUCCUCAGGCACAUACUGCUGUCAUCAUAGACCUGCAAGCAAACCCCCUCAAGGAUGACUUGGCCAACACCUUCCAUGGCUUUACCCAGCUCCAGACUCUGAUACUGCCACAGGAUGUCAGCUGUCCUGGAGGUAUUAAUGCCUGGAAUACUGUCACCUUUUAUAUAAACAACCAAAUCUGCCAAGGGCAAAGGAACUUUUGCAACACCACUGGGGACCAAGAAAUUUGUCCUGAGAAUGGAUCCUGUGUACCUGAUGGACCCGGUCUCUUGCAAUGUGUCUGUGCUGAUGGCUUCCAUGGCUACAAGUGUAUGCGCCAGGGUUACUUCUCACUGCUUAUGUUCUUCGGUAUCCUGGGAUCCAUCACAUUAUCUAUCUCCAUUCUGCUUUGGGGGACCCAACGCCGAAAAGCCAAGGCUUCAUGAACCACAUAAGUCUUCAUACUGACAUAAAGAUCUUCUUGAUCUUAGCCCAACCCGGGAGAUUUUCCCCCUAGACAACCAUGGUUGGCCUGCAGAUCUUCCUCAAGACUGAAGCCACCUUUAACAGAAAGAUGGACAGUUGCAUAGCCUUGGGGUGUUGUGGACACUGCAGUCCAAGAAUGGACUAGAAUCGGUGCCCCAUUUGUGCUGGACUAUAAUAAACAUCUUUUUUGUCGUUCUUUUUUCUAUUUUUUAGA
This is a messenger RNA of Nyctereutes procyonoides (raccoon dog), 977 nucleotides long. It is a transcript of the gene ATRAID, whose product is annotated as all-trans retinoic acid induced differentiation factor. Gene Ontology annotation, cellular component: intracellular membrane-bounded organelle. The record is from RefSeq and is a predicted model, not a curated record. Lineage: Eukaryota; Metazoa; Chordata; Mammalia; Carnivora; Canidae. Bases 34 to 723 code for a protein of 229 amino acids. The transcript has 7 exons. Gene Ontology annotation, biological process: positive regulation of osteoblast differentiation.